Molecule: messenger RNA, 252 nt
Organism: Caenorhabditis remanei
Lineage: Eukaryota; Metazoa; Nematoda; Chromadorea; Rhabditida; Rhabditidae
Exons: 2
Coding region: 1-252 (83 amino acids)
Source: RefSeq, a predicted model, not a curated record
AUGAUUGAUAUUCUGGACAGCUGGACGUUUCCAGAGUGGAAAUAUCUCAGAACGGCCAGUCUCCGGAUGAAUGAAACGGAUAAAUUCCAAGCCGGACGUUCUGUCUCUCAAAAAUUUGAUGCAUUUAGUUAUCUUGUUCGAGAAUAUGAUAACCGCGUUGCUUCCGUUGUGAUUGAGAAGGAUAUGUUUCUGUUUGGAGUCUGGGAUUUGACAGAAGAUGAGUUUCUAGAGAAGUUCACCAAAGCCGAGUGA